Penaeus chinensis is the source of this 432-nucleotide messenger RNA. RefSeq lists its product as uncharacterized. Lineage: Eukaryota; Metazoa; Arthropoda; Malacostraca; Decapoda; Penaeidae. Bases 1 to 432 code for a protein of 143 amino acids. The record is from RefSeq and is a predicted model, not a curated record. The transcript is spliced from 3 exons.
AUGGUCAGAACAUCACUCGAGAAUUGCGAAGAGGGAGUGAAGGUUGGCGGUCAACUGGUAAAAGCAGUGAGAUUUGCGGAUGACCAGGCUAUGGUAGCAGAUUCAGAGAAGGGGUUACAAGAAAUAAUGGACAGUCUGAAUGCAGUUGUUGAGGAUUUUGGAAUGAGUCGACAUAAAGAAAACGAAGCAAAGGAUGCCUUUAACUCAAGAAGAGAACUGCUAACGAAGAAGUUCAAUUUACGGCUGAAAAAGAGGAUGAUUAAAACCUUAGUGUGGAGCGUGCUAUUAUACGGGUCAGAGUCGUGGACACUGAAAAAGGAAGAUAUCAGGAGAUUGGAAAGUGCAGAUAUAGCUAAAGAAGGCGUGGCCAUUAGUAGCUUCCUCCGUGCACUUAGAAUCUGCAGGCCAGAGUUCCUGGAAGAGGAAAUGUGA